AUGCAUGAUCUGUGGGAAAGAUGUAAUGCAAUUGGUCUUGGUCUGAUCAUGAAUUCUGCGUCUAAGGACUUAGUUAGCACUGUAAUCUACGGGUCAGAUGCUUACAGUGUUUGGGAAGAUCUGCGUGAAAGGUUUGAUAAGAUUAAUGCCUCUAGAUACUUUUAUCAGCACAAAGAGAUUGUUACUCUGUGCCAAGGGACUAUGUCUAUAUCUAGCUAUUUCUCUCGGUUAAGAGAGCUAUGGGAUUUCCUAAUGGGAUUAAAUGAGUCUUAUGCACAUACUAAGUCUCAAGUGUUAAUGACAGUUCCGGUGCCAAAUGUGAAUCAGGCUUAUGCAAUGAUAUUGAAUGUGGAAAGUCAAAGACUAAAUGGUGGUGGCAUGGGUUCUUCCUCUAAUGACACAUCAUCAGAAACUGCUCUUAUGAGCAAUAGAAUGCAAUCUUAUGCUGGUAGUAAUAAUGGCCACUCAACUGGACUAGGAAGUAGUUAG
Molecule: messenger RNA, 489 nt
Organism: Solanum pennellii
Lineage: Eukaryota; Viridiplantae; Streptophyta; Magnoliopsida; Solanales; Solanaceae
Exons: 2
Coding region: 1-489 (162 amino acids)
Source: RefSeq, a predicted model, not a curated record